Chaetomium strumarium is the source of this 971-nucleotide messenger RNA. RefSeq lists its product as uncharacterized. The coding region runs from base 112 to 858 and encodes 248 amino acids. Lineage: Eukaryota; Fungi; Ascomycota; Sordariomycetes; Sordariales; Chaetomiaceae. The record is from RefSeq and is a predicted model, not a curated record. The transcript is spliced from 2 exons.
CCCGAUUAGGCAGAGCGCCAUUGUUAAUUCCCUGUCUGUGGAACCAGGCCCAAGACGUGUGGGGCGAUUAGCUGCGGGGUAGUCUUAAAAAAAUGCCUUGUCUCCAUCGGCAUGGGCCUUAAAAACAAGGUGGUAAAAGUGCUUGAAUUUGUGGAGGUCGGCUUGUGUGGUUUUGUUGUUAAGGUUGGUAACAGGAAUUGGUUCUCCAGUGCCCGAGAAAUCCUUAUAAACCCACGAUGUGGGCUGCAGCUUCCAACAGCCUGCCCGCCCUGCAGCCUCUUGUUGGAAGUUGUGGUACUUGAAAUACGGAAGCUUGGUUGCCGGCCUCCGUCGCCGGUGCCGUUUGGGAGUUGUUACGGAGCCGGCCCCACUCCAGGAACGCGAACGGGUUUUGGACCGGUAGAACUUCGGCCGAGUCUUGGUUCGUGCUUGAUGAGCCAUCAAUUGCAGUCGUGCAAAAGGAAUGAUUUUGCCUGUGGCCUAGGGAGAGCAAACAAGGAUGUUCAGCGAUUCUCUUCACCGUUCAAGGGCGGAGUGCUAAUCCGCGGGAUGUUUCUGGCGGAACGCUUGCAUAGGUAUAUGAUAUCCGGAUGUUCGGCCAAAUAUGGACGAACCUCUCCCGCGCCGCCCCGUCCAUUCGUACGACGCGGAUAUCAGAACGGCCAGGUGCCCCUCGGCUUCUCGAAGGGAGCUAGAAGGCCAGACGGGGUCGGUCUCCCCGCCCCUUCCAGUCUCCUGCUCACCGGCAUUUCUUUAAUUCAACUCGCGGGCCGAUACCCUGGAACUCUUGGUCCCUUCAGGCUAAGAUGGUCUGAUGAUACCGGCCCUCUUGCUUCCAGCAUGUGCCAAGCGGUAUAGGAGCCAGUCUUCAUAUUACAUUGGCAUGAGGACUCGAUGGAGACGAAGUCUCCUGCAUUCCUUGACCGAGCGUGUUCCGCCGUGACUGACGCUUAUAUACCUCCCGUUCGACC